CAGCAGUCGACGUGACCUGUUGUUAUUCUGUUUUGACGAUUUCGUUCGAAAAAUUAAAUAGCAUUUUUAUAACUUUUCCUGAUUUCAACCAUGAGCAAAUUCACCAUGUAUAUUUUAGUUUUUAUAUUAAUCACAGGAUCAGAAUUGAAUAUCUUUGCACGUGCGGCAUUAUGCAAUCCAAUGAUCGGUCCUUGUUCAGAAGGUAGUUGUAUGCCAUGCGAUUUGGGAAAAAAGCAAAUAGUUUAUAAAAAUGACUGCAUGAACCCAAAUGGAUGCCCGGAAGUCACCAAAGUAAAACUCGAACCACCGGUCCCGGAUUAUUUAGUAAAACCAUCAAUAAUCCUAAGUAAUCCGGUCACUAGGUGCUUAUUAUGUUUCUGGAAUAUUACUCCAUUUUAUUGGAAUAUGGUAGGGGAUCCUGCAAAAGAAGAAUAAUGAAGAUAUAUUGUUGACAUAACUAUCCAAAAAAACAAAAUCUAUUUAAUUUAUUUGUCUUUUG
Molecule: messenger RNA, 499 nt
Organism: Rhopalosiphum maidis (corn leaf aphid)
Lineage: Eukaryota; Metazoa; Arthropoda; Insecta; Hemiptera; Aphididae
Exons: 3
Coding region: 91-435 (114 amino acids)
Source: RefSeq, a predicted model, not a curated record